CGGAAGUGGAACCGACGCAACACCGGAAUUCAACCUCGGAAUUCAACCUCGGAAUUCGACUUCCUGCCAAAACAAGCAAUUGAUUGUUUGAGAAGUUUGCCAAAAUUUAAGAGAAGUUAAGGACUUCAUUAUAGCAGAGAAAAAGUCCAGCAAAGGGGAAGAUAUUGGACAACAGAGGUUUCAUGACAACGUCAGGCCAUUGAUGACCGCGUCAGCCCCCUUCCCUCACCUUGUAGAUUCUCUGACGAUCCUCCAUCCUACAAAACCGUCUGCGUGCGGCUUGUGUCUUGACAGUACACUUCAGGUUUAGUGAAAAAUGGCAGAAGUUCAAGAUCAAACUCAAGGUUGCAUGGCCUUUAAAAGACCAGCUCAAGACAAAGUAAACCAUUCCACCAAACCCAAGAAACGCAAACGUUUGUCUCAGAAGCUCACGCACAGAUCAAGGGCGAGAGCUCGAGUGGACAUUGGAUUGGCACUUGAAAGAUGGCGUGCACUGAAAGCAGCAAAAGGAUUGAGAUCUGAUGCAGAAGUGGCCCAGUGUCUUCUGGAUGUAAUGAAGAGGUUGCCCCCCAUGUCAUCUUCUGCUGAAGCCACUGAUAAGAAGAUAAAAAUCUCCCCGUCUGAAGUGCAGACACUGAUAGAGCAGGAGGUUCGAAGUGCAGUGAAAAAGAAUGAAACCAAGCUGAAGGGUUUAAUAGAAACUAUUCAAAAGCUGGAGUGUGGAGUCGACUAUGAAAGCUCCAUCCAGAAACUGGAGGCACGUAUUAACAUGGUGACGAAGAGAGCAGAAGCAGCUCUUGCCUACACGACAAAGACACAGAAAAAGAGUCCACAUCCAUCUCUUGUUAACAUGGACAUAAUCAGAAUAGAUUCUGAGGAAGAAACGAUGGAAACCGUGUCACAGAUAGACAAAAAGAGCAUGGAUUACAUGGACAAGAGUAGAGAGUUCUUUCAAAUGAUGGAUACCACUAAAAAGGCACUAAAGAAGAUGCGUGCAGAUAAUGAGGCUUUGACGGCUGCCAUAGCAGAUUUAAGGGAAGAGCCACCUUCCCCGGUUCUCACUCCUUAUGGCUCUCCUGAGUGUAAGGGACUUGUCAGGCUCAUAAAGAAAGAGCCAGAAGAUGAGCAGCAAAAAGAAAACAACAUUGAGGAAUUCAAGCAGUUUGAGGAGCCAAAGGCUGAGACGGUGAAAGUAGAAUGUCUCUCUUCUGGUGAUAGUGACAUUCCCAAGCACACAGGCUCAGAGCAGGACAAGCUCUUGUAUCCUCCUCUUCCCUCCAACACUUUCCCCUCCAUCCUGAACAUGGAAGCGGCCUCAUACAACAUCCCCCAGAGACCAGAAGUACAUCUGGCCCUCAUCAGGGACCCCGCUGGCCUCUCUGUGCUCUGGAAAGUGGAGGAGGAAGACCCCUCUGCGCCACCCAUGGAUAGUUACAGCAUCUUCAUGACUACAGAAAAGGUUAAGGGUGGUGGCGUCUUCCCCAAUUGGAAUAUGCUUGGUGAAGUGAAGGCCAUCGCUCUGCCCAUGUGUGUGAUGAUCAGAAAGUACAAGCCCGGGCACAAGGUGUGUGUCGCCGUGGUGGGCAAAGACAAGUUUGGCCGGUACGGGCCCUACAGUAAAGUUGUAACUGCAGCGAUACCGAACUAGUUGCGAAGAGGAUAUGGGGUCAACGGAGAGACAACACAAGCACCUACUUCAAGUGGGAUUUACUCACUCUUAACGUACAUGUUUGUACUUUGUCAGUGUUAAGUUUUAAUUACUUUUUGGCUGUUUUUUGGGGCAGUGUCACAUAGACACAAUUAGAAAUCUUCUGAAACAAAAUAAAACAGAGUGGAAUAGCACCCAAAUGUAAAUAGGACGUUUACAGCAGUGUCCCCCAGCAGUGAUUUCAGUUCCAAUUGAAGCAGUGUAAGUAGCAGUGUUUACGGCACUUCUUUCUCCUUUUGUUGCCUGCCACUCAUAUAGAAGAAUACUUAUAUCCUGUGUUUGCGUAGCUUCUAGAGAGUACAAGCGUGCGCGCACACACACACACACACACACACACACACACACACACACACACACACACACAUACACACAUGUUGAGCUUUUCACUUUUGGGGACAUUACAUAGACUUGCAUUCAUUUCCUGGAGACUUACCCUAACUGUAACCCUAACCAUUACUUGCUAACCCUAAACCUUACCCUAACCUUAACCACUGACCCAAAAGUCAACUUUUUCCCCGAUUGGGGACACUGUCUGAAAUUUGUUGUGCAAAUUUCCCCAAUUGGGGACACUGUCAGUGUCUCCUAACCCUCAACCUAAACGUAAUUCUAACCUGAACGCUAAAACCAAGUCUUAACCCUCAAGCAUCCCUUUGAAGUUGAUGACAAUAAUAAUGGUUGUCACACAGUUGAGUACCAGUAAACCAGAGAACAGCUUAACAGUUAAAGAUCAAUCGUUUUUGCUAGUGGCUUUGUUAAAGUCAACAGUAGUUGGUUAAGCCAUAAAUAAAUAGUUUAACAUCACUUUGGAAUCAAAAAAACAAAAUUUUAACAAUGUACUGAAAUAAAAUGAGCCAAUAAAGUUGACUUGUUAAAUGUAUGUUCUGUAUCUUUUUUUUUAUUUUUUUUUAUUUUCAAUUUUUGUCAUGUAUAAAGUAACAAUCUCAAACACUGGAUGUUACGACUUUACAAAAUUGAAGAAGUUUCUUGCUUUUCUCUGUUUCAUACAAUGAAUAAAAUACUUUGAUUUAUUUGACUAUUGGUCAGAGUAAAGCCAUGUACAGUAACCUAAAAGAUCUCACGGAGGA
Xiphias gladius (swordfish) is the source of this 2793-nucleotide messenger RNA. RefSeq names its product activating transcription factor 7 interacting protein 2 (gene atf7ip2). NCBI's taxonomy places the organism in Eukaryota, Metazoa, Chordata, Actinopteri, Istiophoriformes, Xiphiidae. Gene Ontology annotation, molecular function: transcription coregulator activity; protein binding. The record is from RefSeq and is a predicted model, not a curated record. Gene Ontology annotation, biological process: regulation of DNA-templated transcription. The transcript is spliced from 14 exons. Bases 317 to 1648 code for a protein of 443 amino acids. Gene Ontology annotation, cellular component: nucleus; transcription regulator complex.